Messenger RNA from Bradysia coprophila, 2104 nucleotides. RefSeq names its product xaa-Pro aminopeptidase 3. Gene Ontology annotation, cellular component: mitochondrion. Gene Ontology annotation, molecular function: metalloaminopeptidase activity; manganese ion binding. NCBI's taxonomy places the organism in Eukaryota, Metazoa, Arthropoda, Insecta, Diptera, Sciaridae. The record is from RefSeq and is a predicted model, not a curated record. Gene Ontology annotation, biological process: proteolysis.
AGAGGUCUGUCACGUUUCGGUGUUAUUUUGUAUCGGGCUGCUUGAACUCUUUCGCAUAUGGGUGAAACGUGAAAUUGUCUACUCGAUAAGCAUGUCGGUGUGAGUAUUGGACAGAGAGUUUUGGCUCUUUGCAACAUCAUGAUGCUGACUGGUUCGUAUUAUGAAAGAUUUCGAUUAAUUGUUGAGAAAAAUAAAUCAAAACACGAAGGAUAGAGUAGAGACUGAUACCGGGGAUGACACAACUGACGUUUUAGACGUCAAACAUAAUGCAGAUGAACAGUUGGAAUUCGUUCACUUAGGUAAUACUUUUUCAAAAUUUGAGUGAAUUCCUUCGUGCAUGUCAUAAUGUCCAUAAUGCGCAUCAGCUGAAAACUUUGACAGUUCCUCAUUUAUCUAACUUUAUUGAUACAUGCAGCCUCUAUAUUGAUAAACGAAGUAAAUAUUAUCGUUUGUAGAUGUCUUAUCUAAGAAAAAUAUUUUCAAACGUACCACCACUAGUCACACGAAGAAAAAAUGCAUCGAAACUAUAUCUGCCAAGUCGAUUCUCUUCUGGCGUCAACAAGGAAUCACUGCAACUAUCAGAUAAACGGCAAAUUCGCCUACAAAAACCCAGUGAAACAUUUGGUCAGCCAACACCAGUCACACAUCCACAUCUACUCCAAAAAGACGAACUGAUUCAGGGAAUAACGGCUGAAGAAAUUCAAGGAAGACGGCAACGUCUUCUAGACAACAUUCAAAAGUACUCAUACGAUUUGCAUAAGAAGCACUCGUCGCAUUUGAUAGUCAUACCAUCGGCAUCAAAGAAGUACAUGAGUGACAAAAUUCCUUACGUUUUCAGACAAAAUACGGACUUUCUAUACUUAAGUGGUUGCUUAGAGCCCGACAGUGUUCUAGUCAUGACGAUCGAUGCUAAUAAAAACACCAAAUCAAUCCUCUUUAUGAGGCCAAAGGAUAAGCACUCAGAAUUGUGGGAUGGACCGCGAACAGGUGUCGAAAACGCACCAAAUUUGUUUCUGGUAGACGAAGCGUUUGUCGUUGCUGACCUGUCUAAGGUUGUCCAAAAGUUCGGGCAGAUAGACUUUCUAUGGUAUGACGACACCAAGUCCGAUCAACCUAGCAUCACCGAAACCAUCAAUUCAAUCGUAAAUAGCACCACAUCAAAGCGCACUGCGGCACCAACUCCAUUCAUUCACAAGCAACGUGUGAUCAAGUCCGAGUCGGAAAUCAAACUGAUGAGAAAGACGUGCCAAAUUGCUUCCGAAUCAAUAAAUAAGACAAUAGAAACCUCGAAGCCCGGUGAUUCUGAACAUCAUAUUUUCGCUAGAGUCGACUAUUAUUGCCGAAUGAGCGGUGCUAGUUAUCUGGCCUAUCCACCGGUGGUUGCAUCUGGCCUGAACGCUACAACAAUUCAUUAUAUAAACAAUUCACAGACUACCGGUUCUACGGAUUUGGUGUUAAUGGAUGCUGGCUGCGAGUAUGGCGGUUACACAAGCGAUAUAACAAGAACAUGGCCAAUCAGUGGAACAUUUACUCAGCCUCAGUUAGUACUGUACGAAAUUGUCCAGACUGUACAGAAGGAACUGAUAGAUGUGCUACUGAAGGAUGGCGGUCUGUCUCUGGAUUCACUAUUCGAUACCAUGUGCCUCCGGCUGGGAAUAUAUUUACAAGAAAUUGGACUUGUGCGAAAAGGCUUGGUGGGCAUGGAAUUAGCUAGAGCAGCCUACACGUAUUGUCCUCAUCAUGUUUCACAUUACUUGGGAAUGGACGUACAUGACACUAGUACAAUAUCGCGAGGAAUUCACUUGCAACCGGGAAUGGUUUGUACAGUUGAACCAGGGGUUUACAUUUCUCACGAUCGAAAAGAUGUUCCUGAAGAGUUCCGUGGCAUCGGAAUUCGAAUAGAGGACGAUGUGUUAAUUGCGUCCGACAAUAAGGUUGAAGUUCUAACGGAGAAGUGUGUUAAAGAUCCAAAGUUGUUAACGAGGAAAAUUAUUUCAUGAAAGUGGCGAGACGGCGAAGUGCAAGUAUAAUUGAACAAUGUUUUUCGGAAGCAACAAUAUGAGCAUUCGUGGGAAUGAUAAUGAAUAAAUUGAUUUAUUAGAAA